Molecule: messenger RNA, 944 nt
Organism: Rubroshorea leprosula
Lineage: Eukaryota; Viridiplantae; Streptophyta; Magnoliopsida; Malvales; Dipterocarpaceae
Source: the annotation of a GenBank genome assembly
CUAACCCUUCUUCAAUCAUUCUCCGUGUACCAGCUCUCAAGCUGUCCAAGAAUCCUAAUCUUACAUUUCCUUGCACAGGGCCAAUUCCUCCAUAGCAUUGAUCCAUGGCCAACGCCAAGAGGAUGGGCAGCCUUUUGCUAAGGCUUAUUGCCUUUGGCGCAACACUAACAGCAGUGAUUGUAAUGGUAACAGCUCGAGACAAAGCUACGUUUUUCACCGUCUCUUACGAAGCAAGAUUCAGCGAUACUCCUGCUUUUAAGUACUUUGUCGUUGCAUACACAAUUGUGAGCAUCUAUGGAUUUUUAGUUCUCUUUCUUCCAUCGGAGAGUUUGCUCUGGCGAUUAGUUGUCGCCUUGGAUUUGGUUUUCACAAUGCUGCUCACCUCAGGCGCUUCAGCAGCAUUGGCAAUUGGUUAUGUUGGGAAGAAAGGAAAUCCAAACGCAGGAUGGCUACCCAUCUGUGGUCAAGUUCCCAAGUACUGCAACCAAGCAACUGUAGCAUUAGUUGCUGGAUUCAUUGGCCUCAUAAUCUAUACAAUGCUUGUUCUCCACUCGAUUCAUGCCGUCCUCAAUCCUCUCCUUCUCCAGAAAUCUUAGAUGGGUUCAGGAAUGGCAUUAAGUUUUUGUUCUAUAUGAUAGCUUUACAUUUCUCUUUUAGAUUGUGUGUAUGGUUUUUUGUAUGUCAUUAGAAACAGGUUUAACUGCCUAUUUGGUUUUUUGUAUGUCAUUAGAGGAGGAAAAGGAAUGGGAGGGGAGGAAAACUUAGUAUAACUAAUCAAAUUGCUUCGUUAGCCCAAUGACUUAAUUUGAUUGGUCAAAAUGAAGUCAUCUUCUCUUUUCUUUCCUCCCUUUCCUUCAUUUUUCUUUAAACGUUAUGAAAAUAAAAGUAUCGAAGUGUAGCACGGGAUAUGUGUCCUCUGCCAACAAUCAAAAUCGGUCAACUCA